Messenger RNA from Acanthoscelides obtectus, 1973 nucleotides. NCBI's taxonomy places the organism in Eukaryota, Metazoa, Arthropoda, Insecta, Coleoptera, Chrysomelidae. The record is from the annotation of a GenBank genome assembly.
CAUAACCUAAGAUAUUUGUUUACGUAUCCUACGUGUCCCCAACUUUGACGUUUUCAGUUGUAAAGCGUGAAUACUUUUGUGUUGUAAAGAGCAAAAUUAUAGUUUUGCAAUGUUUUGUGGUUUUGCACGAAUAAACAGCCAUAUUAGAUAAUAAAUUAAUUGUGAGAACCCGUUUUGUGACGACUGUAUAGCUGGUUCAAAUCUGUCUUGACAGCAGUGCAGAAUGGCAGACAACAAAGUAGUACUGGUAACAGGUGGAUCAGGCUUGGUUGGAAAAGCAAUACAGACAUUUGUUGAAACCGAAAAAAGAAACGAUGAAACCUGGAUCUUUUUGAGUAGUAAAGAUGGAGAUCUUUGGUAAUUCUUAGACAGUAAAUAAUGAUUGGCUCUAGUAAGGGCGAGAACCUACUAGGCGUCUUAAAAUGAUCUAGGUAGCCAGAUGCUUAUAUAAGUAUAGUUACCAUUUGUCUUAAAAGCUUGACUUCUUCAGAUAGAGACAAAAAUCAAACAUUUUUUCAUUACUUAGAAUAAUGGCAACCUUGGGAUGUAUUUUAACUUCCUAAGUGACGGUAUUGUAAGUGCUAAAAAUUUUGAAAAUGAUAAUUCUUUCUUUGAUGUUAUAUGAUGUAUAUCAUAAAAACCAAUGUCACUCAUUGUCAUCUGAUGGACUCUCUGUCUGCAAAUCCUUGGUCCAUAUAUAACUUGGAGAGGACUGCUCAGAUUUGGAUGAAAUUUCUACACAAGGUUACUACUGUUUCAAGGACGAAGCAGCUUUGUACUUUUUGAAAAUCGGUCCAGUAGUCAGCAGAGAAAAAAGCCAAAGACAAAAAAAUAGAAUUUGCUCAAACUUGGUUUUCUUGACAUUCCAGAUGAUCCUGAAUUCCAUUUUUGAAAAAACCUUUUGGUUCAAUUUCUCUAUUGUACAUGUUCAUAACUAUUUUUUGUUCAUAGGGUUUAAGUUCUGCUGAACUGUAUCCUUUAUGAACUGAUGAUGCCAUUUUUUACAUUAUAUUGAAGUUUUUAAGCUAUUAAUGUAGUCAUUACCACAUGAGUAAAGUUCAUCCUUAAAUGUAUUUGUUCACCAUAUUCUUUAGUCACUGAUCAAAAUUGUUUAAUUAAAUGGUUUAUUAAAAAAAAUAUUUUCAAGUGAUAAAGAGACCACAAAGCAGAUUUUUGAGAAAUACAAACCUACACAUGUCAUACACUUGGCUGCAAUGGUAGGAGGACUUUUCCACAAUAUGUCACACAACUUAGACUUUUUGAGGAAUAACCUACACAUCAAUGAUAAUGUUUUACAUACAAGCUUUGAGUAUAAAGUGAAAAAAGUUGUAUCGUGUCUAUCUACAUGUAUAUUUCCUGAUAAAACUACAUACCCUAUUGAUGAAACUAUGGUUCACAAUGGUCCACCACAUCCUUCCAAUUUCGGAUACAGUUAUGCUAAAAGACUGAUAGAUGUGCAAAAUAAAGCAUAUUACCAACAACAUGGCUGCAUCUUCACAUCUGUGAUACCUUGCAAUGUUUUUGGACCUCAUGAUAACUACAAUUUGGAAUCAAGUCACGUCAUUCCAGGCCUCAUUAGGAAACUACAUGACAUCAUGCAAAAUGUGUUUACGGCAAAGCCGUUAAGUUAAUGCAAGACGUAUUUUCUGUAUCUGUCAUCUGGACGAAAACUUGUUUGCUGGUUAAGUUGGAUACAUAGAUUAGGAAUAUGGUGCCCAGACGGCGGUUCAUUUUUAAAACCAAACUGGGUGGCACGAGGCUUCUUGCAAUGAAUGCGAGUAACGAGACAUUGAGACAUUAAUAAGAUGAACGCAGAAAAAAUCACCAUAAUUUUUUAUAGGUGGAGAUACCUUCACAGUGAUGGGAACAGGGAAACCACUGAGGCAAUUUAUUUACUCUUUAGAUUUAGCUAAACUAUUUUUAUGGGUCCUCAGAGAAUACAAUGAAGUUGAACCUAUUAUUCUGUCAGGUAA